UAUUUUGACAGCAACACGUGGCACGCGACGCUCCAUCAUCUCCGCGGCGAAAACACUCUCUGGAGAAGUUAGAAGAAAAAAAAAACUGGGCGGUGAGGGAGUUUGGUCACAUGGAGCAAACGUCCUAAAAACCGACGCGCUGAAAGUGUCUCCAUCAGCUCCGCGUUAGAAAGCGCGCAGGGUUUGUGUCUCUUCGCGCUCGCGCUGAACGCGUGCGUGCUUUCGACGUCAUCCGCACAGGUGCCAGACGCGGGGCUGUGAUCACCUCGUUCUCCAGCACUCCUGAGAGCAUUGGGCAGCAGCCUGUGGUCACAUGAUGCCAUUUACAGUCAACCUGAUUGGCCCGUCCCCCUGGGGAUUCAGAAUUUCUGGAGGGCGAGACUUCAAGAAGGCCAUAACAGUUUCCAAGGUGAACACUGGCAGUAAGGCAGAGACGGCCUGUCUGCAGCCUGGUGACAUCAUCAUGGAGAUUAAUGGACUCAAUACUGGCGAGAUGCUCAACGUUGAGGCACAAAACAAAAUCAAGAGCUGCACGACUCAACUGCAACUUCUCGUAGAAAGGCCUGCUCCUCCCACUCCGGGUCAGACCAAUGGAAUCACAGAGCAGCUGGUCGGCCGCUUCCAGGAGGCAGUGCAGGUGAGUCGAGAUGAGAACCAGAACUACAGAGAGUACACCAUCUCCAGCCCUGCCUCUCUGUCUCCUGGCCCGUACUCACCUGAGCCACCAUCCAGCCCCGACCGCAAAGGGGGCAGGAUCACACCCACCAGUAAGAGCCUCCAGCUCCAUUCCUGGUCUUCAGAGGAGAGGAGUGUACAGAGUCACAGACUGUCCCGACCCCUCUCUCAGGAGAUCUCUUCCGUGGAUUUCCGCAGUAACUCCGUGUCCAGUCGGACUCCGACUCCACCUGGACGAUACUCUCCACACAGCCCCAUCGAACGAGAGAUGCCCAUCUCCCCUCGGCGCAGUUCGGACUUUGCCAUGCAGAGGUUUGACAGAGACUCAGAGGUCUACAAGAUGAUUCAGGAGAACAAAGAGUCCCGGGCGGCUCCUCGCCAGUCCAACACCUUCAAGAUGCUGCAGGAGGUGCUGGAGGCUGAUGAGAAAGAAGCCGCCAUCCGCUUUCCAAGCAAGUUGUCUCCGAGCCCCUCCAAGCCCACAUCCUCCGUUUCUGGCGUGCAGAAAUACCACACCUGUGAAAAAUGCGGCACCAGUAUUGUCACUCAGGCCGUGAAGAUCACAGACGAUUGCUACCGUCACCCGGAGUGCUACACCUGCACAGAAUGCGGCCUCAACCUAAAGAUGCGUGGCCACUUCUGGGCGGAGGACAAAAUGUUCUGCGAGAAACAUGCCAGAGAAAGAUACCAGGGUCCCGGCAGCAGCUACCGCUACGCCGUGUCCCCAAACCACUGAGACGCCUGAUCAGCCGCCCUCCUGACGCCACCUCCGACUCCUCCGGUGGGCUGAGAGCAUAGAGAGGAGAAGACGCUGAUGUCAUCGCUACGUUGUACAAUUGGAGCCAAAUAGAGAGUUUGGCGUAACGUCACUUGAAGCUUUGGGACCCGGCGCAAUCGUGUCCUCUUCUCCAGUUAUUAUACACCCCUUAAAUAGACUAUAAGCUUUGAUCUAAUGGAUUUGGAAGGGGCGUCUCUGUCGGAGCGUGCUAUUUCUAUACAAUUUCUACAUUUGCCUGCCAGUUCCACACGUUGUAUUAUGCUUUGAAAACUGCUUGUUUUUCAAUAGACAUUUAACUUGGGUUUAUCUUAAAUAGAUUUGUAUUUUUGUUUUGUUUUGUUUUCUGGGCUGAAUUUUGUAGAGCUUUUCCAUACCGAGACUCGUAUGGCAAGAUGCAUCAGCGCUAAUGCACACAGGACCGGUUUCCUUGGUGUAUUUGUGUAUAAAUAGUUGCAAACAACUUCACUGGUUUCCGUUUGCGCUUGUCGAUGAAGGGUUUAAUGAUUACUUGGAAGUGAUUCUUAGUUUGAUGUAUAUUUCUCCCUUCAUAAAAAGAAAUUAUCCACACAGAAGCACGCAUUUAGACCUCUGCAUAGUUUAUUUGCCAUAUGCUUUGUAUUAAAAUAAGGGAUAUAUAAGAAAUUACGAUAUUUGUGUGUAAAUAUGUUUAUUUUUCACCUUAAACUGUAUGUGGACUGAGCGGAGGGUUUUUGCACGCACUUGUUUGUGUUCAGGGUUGCGUGUUUCAUUCUGACUGUAUUUGUGUGUUUUCGGGUGAGAGAUGUUUGAUCACGCUCAGAUACACUGCUGUUCGCUUUCAACGCAAGAGAAAAGAGUGUCAGAGCCAACGAUUUGAAGCAAUUGUGGAUCUAAUACGUCAAAUGAAUCGUGAAUCCUCACACUGUGUUUGUAGGGUUGCCUCUCUUUACCUUUUCCGUUUCAAAUAAAAAAAACUUUCUGAUUAUCA
Messenger RNA from Puntigrus tetrazona (Sumatra barb), 2420 nucleotides. It is a transcript of the gene pdlim2, whose product is annotated as PDZ and LIM domain 2 (mystique). Gene Ontology annotation, cellular component: filamentous actin; Z disc; adherens junction. Lineage: Eukaryota; Metazoa; Chordata; Actinopteri; Cypriniformes; Cyprinidae. The transcript has 10 exons. Gene Ontology annotation, molecular function: muscle alpha-actinin binding; actin binding. Gene Ontology annotation, biological process: heart development; muscle structure development; actin cytoskeleton organization. The coding region runs from base 314 to 1411 and encodes 365 amino acids. The record is from RefSeq and is a predicted model, not a curated record.